AUGUCUCGCCAAAUUGACAGGUUGGCUCAACCAGCUAACAAAAAAAAGAUGAAAGUCGUUAUCGCCAGCUGCAGCAGAUCGGGUACUUUGGGGUUGCUCGCCGCCAUGAGGAUACUAGGCUUUAGUCCGUACCACAUGACCGAGGCUUGUUUCAGUGGACCGGUACAUAUGAAGAUUCUAGAGGAAGCCGUGAUUGCACAGCAUAAUCGCUUCUCAGGUAUCAAGCGAUACGAAAGGGUUGACUUCGACAAGUGGUUGAGUGAUUAUGACUGCUUCAUUGAGCUUCCCAGCUAUUUAGGCUCGCAGGCUCUCGAAGUAUAUGCCGAAGACCCGGAUGUCAAGUUUAUUCUGACACACCGUGACCCAGACAAAUGGGUGACAUCAAUGGACAACACUAUCGCCAAUGUAGUGAGAAUGGCAACUUCGUUCCCUAUGAAUAUCUUGAAACACUUCGAUAUCAUCCUCAAAGGCUUCUUCCGUCUCAAUCAAGUCAUGUUUUGGGCUAUGUCCGACGGGACAAACCCUGGGGAUCCGAACAACGAGGCCGCGCUUCGUAGGAACUAUGUUGAAUAG
Aspergillus oryzae RIB40 is the source of this 573-nucleotide messenger RNA. RefSeq lists its product as uncharacterized. Lineage: Eukaryota; Fungi; Ascomycota; Eurotiomycetes; Eurotiales; Aspergillaceae. Bases 1 to 573 code for a protein of 190 amino acids. The record is from RefSeq and is a predicted model, not a curated record. The transcript has 3 exons.